This is a messenger RNA of Chrysemys picta bellii (western painted turtle), 4247 nucleotides long. The record is from RefSeq and is a predicted model, not a curated record. NCBI's taxonomy places the organism in Eukaryota, Metazoa, Chordata, Testudines, Emydidae.
CAGACGCAGCGGACAGCCAGGGUGCAGGGAGCCAGCGGACAAGUCUGUGUGUCUGCCUCGCUCACCACCCUCACUCUGCACCAUGGGGAAGGACAGGCUGCCCGGUGGCCCGAGCAUCUUCCUCCUGCUCCUCUUCCUCCUCCCUGGAGACACCUCGCCCACCACCGAACCGCAGUACAUGGUGCUAGUGCCCUUUCUGAUCCACACCAACGGUCCUGAAAAGGUCUGUAUCCAGCUGACCCACCUGAACGAGUCUGUGACGCUGAGCGCCACGCUGGAAUACGCAGGGGAGAACAGGAGCCUGAUCGCAGAUGUGGUGUCGGAGAAGGACGUGUUCAAGUGUGUCCCGUUCACAGUUCCAAAGUCCAGCAGCUCAUCAGCAGCGUUUCUCACAGUGCUGGUGAAGGGGCCGACGCUGGAGUUCAGGAGCCGGAAAUCAGUGCUGGUCAAGAACUCAGAGAGCCUGGUCUUUGUCCAGACGGACAAACCCGUCUACAAACCCGGACAAACAGUUCUGUUUCGGAUCGUCUCUCUGGACGAAGACUUCCGUCCCCUGAAUGAGAAGUUUGCACUGGUCUUCAUCAAAGACCCACAGAGGAACCGUGUGUACCAGUGGCGAGAGGUGGAGUUAAAUGGGGGCCUCACCCAGCUCUCCUUCCCCCUCACCUCCGAGCCCAUCCAAGGCACCUACAACGUGGUGGUGCAGAAGGAGUCGGGGACCAAUCUCGAACACUCCUUUAGUGUGGAGGAAUAUGGUAAGGAAGGAUACACCUAUGGGACCCCUGUCCCCGGCCUGGUGAAUGUCCGUGUGUGCCGGAGAUUCUCCCAGUCCAGGUCACACUGCUAUGGAAGAGAGGCCGAGGCUGUGUGUGAGGAAUUCACCAGACAGGCGGACAUUCAAGGCUGUGUCUCCAAUGUGGUAAAGACUAAAAUAUUCCAGCUCAAGCGAAAGGAUUAUGAGAUGAAAAUUGAGGUUGAAGGCAAGAUCACGGAAGAGGGUACAGGAGUGGAGUUAACUGGGACAGGCUCCAGUGAGAUCACAGACACCAUGAGCAAAAUCAGCUUUGAGCAGGUGGACUCUCAUUACAUACCAGGGAUCCCCUUCUCCGGGCAGGUGAAGCUGGUGGAUGGGACCGAUGCUCCAAUUGCCAACGAAACCAUCCGGAUUUCCGUAGGGAGAAACAACUACGAAGCCAAUUACACAACGAAUGAAGAGGGCCGAGUCUCGUUUUCUAUAGACACUGUCAACUUCACAGAAAACUCGAUUCAAAUCACUGCAAACCAUAAAUCUGAACUGAACUGUUACGACAGAGACUGGAUCACCCCUGUGUAUAGUAACGCCGUUCACACAGCAACACGCUUUUACUCCCCGAGUCAGAGCUUUCUCAAAAUCGAGCCCCUGUCUCAGACUUUAAGCUGCGGCUCCAAUGAGAUGGUCCGGGUGCACUACAUCCUGAAGCCAGAGGCCGUGGGGGAGCAGAAGGAAAUCGUCUUUUACUAUGUGGUGAUGGCCAAGGGAGGCAUAGUGAGGGCAGGCACCGAGGUGCAUCCCGUGGGGGAUGGAGAACAUAUCCAGGUAUUUGAGCUGAGCCUGCCCGUGCGGCCUGAUAUCGCCCCCCUGGCCCGGGUACUCGUAUACACCACUUUACCAAGCGGGGACGUUAUCGCCAAUUCCGAAGAUUUCAAGAUUGAAAACUGCUUUGCCAAUAAGGUCGACUUGCAUUUCUCACCGGCCGAGGGCCUCCCCGCCUCUGACACUCACCUCCGGAUCGGAGCCUCCCCGGGCUCCCUGUGUGCCAUCCGUGCUGCGGACAAGAGCGUCUUCCUCAUGAAGCCUGAAGCAGAGCUCUCGCCCAGCUCUGUGUAUAAUUUGCUCCCAGUGAAGGAGAUCAGGGGUUAUAAUUACCGAGAGCACCAUUUGGAGGAAGAAGACAAUAACCCUUGUGUGAAACUCGACAACGUCAUUAUAAACGGAUUCAUCUAUGGACCCAUUUCUCCUGACGGCGAAGGGGACGCCUACAACGUUCUCAAGGCGAUGGGUUUAAAAGUCUUCACCAGCACCAAGGUCCAGAAGCCCAGACUCUGCAUGGAGAGAAUGUACAGUAGAACAUAUGUACCUGAGGUGGCUGGUAUUGGCGCGGGGCUCAUAUAUGAUGCAAAUACCUUAGUUGGUGGCAUGAUGGAAAAUCUCAUUCAUGGCCCAGUGGAGACAAUCCGGAAGUAUUUCCCUGAGACGUGGAUUUGGGAUUUAGUCAGCAUCUCACUGGCUCCAUCUGAUGACUUCCGGGCUACCCCUGUGGAGAAGGAAGAAGAAUCUUAUUGUCUCUGUGUGAACGGACGGAAAACAGUAUCUUGGGCUGUGACCCCAAAAUCUCUGGGUAAUGUGGAUUUCUCAGUGAGCGCUGAGGCCCUGAAGACAGAUCUGCCCUGCGGGAACGAGGUAGUGGAGACCCUGGACAAAGGGCGGAAGGACACGGUGAUCAAACAGCUGUUAGUGGAGCCUGAAGGGUUUGAGAAGGAAACGACCUACAACUUCCUGCUCUGUGCAGCUGGAAAGACAGUGCCUCAGCCAGUGUCCCUGAAGCUCCCAGAGAACGUGGCGCAGGGCUCGGCCAGAGCCUAUUUCUCAGUGCUGGGCGAUAUCCUGGGCACAGCCAUGCAGAACCUGCAGCAGCUCCUCCAGAUGCCCUUCGGCUGCGGGGAGCAGAACAUGGUCCUGUUUGCCCCCAACAUCUACGUCCUGGACUAUCUGAAUAAGACGGGGCAGCUGAGCGAGGAGACCAAAUCCAAGGCCAUCGGAUACUUAGUCAGCGGGCAUGGGAGGGAGCUCUCACCGCUGUCCGCUCUCUGUGGCAGGCUGACGGCCUUCGUCCUCAAGUCGUUCGCGCAGGCCCGCUCUCAGAUCUUCAUCGAGGAGAAGCACAUCCAGGACGCCCUGGCCUGGCUCGCUGGCAAGCAGAAGGAAAACGGCUGCUUCCGCAGCUCCGGGACGCUCCUGAACAAUGCCAUAAAGGGUGGGGUGGACGAUGAGGUCACGCUGUCUGCCUACAUCACCAUCGCGCUGCUGGAGAUUCCUCUGCCCGUCACUCACUCUGUGGUCCGUAACGCUCUGUUCUGUCUGGAGACAGCCGCAGAGCAGGGAGGAAACCACGUGUACACCAGGGCGCUACUGGCCUACGCCUUUGCCCUGGCGGGGAAGGAGGAGAAGCGCAGGGCAUUGCUGGACUCGCUUGACAAGGAAGCUGUGAAAGAGGAUGGCUCCAUUCACUGGCAGAGGCCUGGGAAGGAGCCGAAAGCCGAUCUCCCCUUCUAUCACCCCCGUGCUCCUUCCGCCGAGGUGGAGAUGACGUCCUAUGUGCUCCUCACUUACCUCACCACUCAGCCGGCACCAUCCCAAGAUGACCUGUCAUUAGCAGCUCAAAUUGCAAAGUGGAUCAACAAGCAGCAGAAUCCCAAUGGGGGCUUCUCCUCCACCCAGGACACAGUGGUGGCGCUCCAGGCACUGUCCCGAUAUGGAGUCUCCACCUAUGCCAAGAGCGGAGGAGCAUCCACAGUGACCCUGCAAUCCACAGGGAACUUCCAGUCCCAGUUCCAGGUGGAUCACAAGAACCGUCUGCUGCUCCAGCGUGUGGCACUGCCAGAGGUGCCAGGGGACUACAGCAUGGGGGUGACAGGAGAAGGAUGUGUCUACGUGCAGACCAGCCUGAGGUACAACGUGCUCCCCAAGCCGGGCGAGGCGCCAUUCGCGCUGGAGGUGCACACAGUCCCCAAGACAUGUGACAGCGCCAGGGCUCAAAGGACCUUUAACAUCGCCAUAAACAUCAGCUACACAGGGAAACGCCCUGUCUCCAACAUGGUCAUCGUUGGUAAGAUGCUGUCAGGAUUCGUACCUAUGAAGUCAUCAGUGAGGAUGCUGGAAGGACAUAACCACAUCCACCGCACAGAACUGAGCACCAACCACGUGCUGCUCUACAUGGAGCAGGUGAGCAACGUGACUCGGAGCUUCUCCUUCGCGGUGGAGCAGGACUUCCCCGUGCAGAGCCUGAAGCCGGCACUGGUGAAAGUCUACGAUUACUACGAAACGGAUGAAUUUGCCAUCGCUGAGUACAGCGCCCCCUGCAGCAAAGUGGGAGCCGAGCAGAGCAACGUGUGAGGGAUGGAGUCGUGUUCCGAGCCUCCCGCGUCCCACCUGCUUAGCCCCUGCGCAGGCUGAGGUGGAUGGAUGGAGCGACAGAGAAAACAGCAGU